Messenger RNA from Prunus avium (sweet cherry), 831 nucleotides. RefSeq lists its product as uncharacterized. The record is from RefSeq and is a predicted model, not a curated record. NCBI's taxonomy places the organism in Eukaryota, Viridiplantae, Streptophyta, Magnoliopsida, Rosales, Rosaceae. Gene Ontology annotation, molecular function: zinc ion binding; nucleic acid binding.
AUGUCGAAUUUGACAAAGCUCGAAUUUGUUGCACUUGACAUCUCUAGAAAGAACUACCUUUCAUGGAUCAAUGAUGCUGAGGUUCAUCUUGAGGCUAUGAACCUAGGGGAAACCAUUAAGGAAGGCAAUGAGGCAUCCUCUGUGGAUCGAGCGAAAGCCAUGAUUUUUCUCAGAUGCCACAUCCAUGAAGGAAUGAAGUGUGAAUACCUUACUGUCAAGGAUCCGUUAGCCCUUUGGGGAAAUCUCGAGGAAAGAUAUGACCAUCAGAGGAUAGUUAUUCUUCCUAAGGCUCGCCAUGAUUGGAUGCACUUGCGUCUACAAGAUUUCAAAUCAGUGGCUGACUAUAAUUCUGCUCUGUUCAGAAUUAGCUCCAAGUUACGACUUUGUGGAGAGAAUAUAACUGAUGCAGACCUAUUGGACACAUUUCUUGCCUCCAAUGUGAACCAUCAGUCCCGUCCAACUGGAUCUGCACCAUUCCAUGAAGUGAAUGCUGCCUUGGCACCAUCUCAUGAGGCAUAUUCUACCUUAUCACAUGGCGACCGUCGUCGAGGACGUGGUCGUGGUAGGGGCAUCCGUAAUGGUCAAGUCCAAAAUAGUAAUAGCCACCGCUUGGGUCCAAGAAAUACCCAAGCAUCUCAUAACCACCAGAAGUGGAACAAACAAGACAAGGCAAAUGGCUCCCAACCUUCAGCUGACAGGGUGAUUGAGGAAGCAUGUCAUAGGUGUGGUACAAAUGGGCAUUGGGCACGUGUAUGCCGCACACCAAAACAUUUGGUUGAUCUUUACCAAGCCUCAAUCAAGGGCAAAGGAAAAAAGGUUGAGACAUAUUAG